Molecule: messenger RNA, 3333 nt
Organism: Megalops cyprinoides (Indo-Pacific tarpon)
Lineage: Eukaryota; Metazoa; Chordata; Actinopteri; Elopiformes; Megalopidae
Product: coiled-coil domain-containing protein 158-like
Exons: 23
Coding region: 76-3333 (1085 amino acids)
Source: RefSeq, a predicted model, not a curated record
GGUGUUCCAGCGCAGAGCAGUUAUGCGGCUGAAAUUGUAUUUGAUGCAUCUCCUAAAAGAAACUCAAAUCUGAAGAUGCUAAGUGAGGAACUGGAAAGGCAGACAAAGGUAACACAGAAGCUGCAAGAGCAGGUGGAACAGGCAACCAAACUCACUAUGGAGAGGAUGGGGCGCACCCUGGGAAGAGUGACCCCUAGAACAUCCACCAGCUUGAGGCUGCACCCCAGUGAUAUUCCAUCGGAGCUGAAGGUUCCUGAAGCACAUUCCCUCAGCCAGGACUCUGGUGUCCUGCCAGUCAGCUGUGACUUGGACAUACUUUUUCACAAUAUGAACCACACUGGGAAGGAUACGGUAGAAGAGUACUCUCAGAAGGUCUCAGAGCUGCAGAGACAGCUGAGCGAGACACAUGAACAUCACGGGAAGCAAAACGCUUACCUUUGCCAAUGCAUAAUGAAGCUACAGACCAAGCUACAUGAGAGUCAGAUUGAGAUGGAUGCCCUAUUAGAACUGAGAAUGAAGGAGUCCCAGGGGCAGGCAGACUUGGUGGGGAAACUUCAACAGACAAUUGGGGAGCUACAGGCUAGCAGGCAAGCUGGAGACCAGAGGCUUCUGGAUGCUGAAGAAAGGGCACAGUCGGUUUGCAGAAAGAAGGAGGCCUUGGAGCAGAGUCUACAGGAAGUGAUUUCCGUGCUGUUGGUCUAUGAAAAGGGAAACGGCAGGAACGCUUACGUAGUCCAGCAUGCUGCUAGCCCAGACCAGCUGUCCCUGGGGGUCAUGGUGGGGAGUGUGCUAAAGGACCUGGAGGAAGAGAAUGCCAGCCUGCGUGGGAGAAUCCUGCCUAUGGAAGAGCAGCUGGAGGCUCUGAAGUUGGAGUGCCAGGAAAAAAUAUUCCUUAUGAUGAAGGAGCAAACAGAAAGAAUGAAUCAGAUUCUUACCAGCCAUGACCAGGAGGUGGCAGUAUUGACAGAAAAACUAAGCAGUUCCCAGGGCAGUGCCACUAAUUUGCUUGCUCAGGUGGAACAGCUACAAAGACAAGCUGAAGAGCAGACCUCAGUGUACCAGAGUCAGAUGACUGAUCUGGAGUCAGCGCUCUCCAGUCUGCGCUCUGAAUUACUGGAGGCUCAGCAGACACAUAAAGACAAGGUGGUGACUCUGGAAAAUCUGCUGGCUGAGGUGGCCUCAAGGCUGGAAGACGCCCAGAGGGAGAGCGAUCUGGGAAUCCAGAAGGCCAAGGAUAUGGACUCUCGUCUCUGUCAGGCCACGGCAGAGCUGCAGCAGGCCCGAGAGGAGCUGGCCCUGGAGAAGGAGCAGAACAGGCGACUCAGGGAGCGGGACAGGAGCCACAGCCUGGCCAUCGAGGGGCUGCACAAGAAACUGGAGGCCCAGAGCCAGGGGGCGUCAGAGCUGGAGAGCCUGGUGGCCUCCCUAAAGGAGGAGUGUCAAUCACUGAAGGGGAAGCAGGUGGCAGUGGAGAAGCAGCAGAGUGAAAUGCAGGAGGAAGCUGCCCAUCUACACAACAAGCUGAAGGAGGCCCGUGGCCUGCUGGAGGAGCGGGAGCACGAGAAAGAGAUGCUGCAGGCCCUGCUUAAGAAUGAGGAGCGCGAGGGGAAGAGGCUGCGGGCUCAGCUGGAGGAGCAUGUGCAGAAGGGGAAGAGACUAAAGGCUCUGCUGGAAGAGCAAAGGCACAAAGCCAAGAGGCUGCACGAGCUGCAGGUGGAGAAGGAGUGUGAGGGGAAGAGACUACAGGAGCUGCUACAGGAGAAGGAGCAUGAGGAGAAGAGGCUGCAGAAGCUGCUAGAGGAGACGGGGCUGGAGCUGCAGGAGGGUCAGGCCCAGCUGGAGGCGGCACAGGAGCAGGCCCAGGCCCUCAGGGUGGAGGGAGAGUCCUUGCGGCUCAAGCUGGAGGAUAGGGAGCAGACAGUGGACCUACUGCAGCUGCAGAUGGAAGGCAUGACCCAGUUAUCUCUGCAACACAGCCAGAGCAUCAACACGCUUCAGGAAGAGAGGGAGUGGUUUGUGAGCGAGAUCGACAAACACAAGCUGGAGGUCCAGCAACUUAAGGCAGGUUUGGAGCAGCGGGACCACAUGCUGAGGGCUUUGGAGCAGGAACAGCUUCAGCAGAAAGCCGCAAUGUCAGAGAAGACCCGCAACUUGAAGGAGCUGAUGCUGGAGAAAAAGCAACUGACGGGAAAGCUGGAGGUACAACACGCACAGCUGGUCAGCCUAACAGAGGAGCUGGAAAGCUUAAAGAAGACCCACAGCAGUAAGAUUGAGGAGCUGGAGGGCAUCGCUGCCAAGCUGAGGGCCCAGCUGCAUACUGUCCGUGCUGAUCUCUACCAGGCAAAGAGCACCCUGAGGACCCUGGAGGGGGCAGAUGAGCAUGGAAUGAAAGUUGCCAUGGGGAUGCAGAGACGGAUCACUGCCAAGCGGGAACAGAUCGACACCCUCCAGGGGAGGAUCCAGCUGCUGGAGGAGACCACAGACAAACUGACCCAGGAGAAGCAGCAGCAGGCCGCAGAACGUAGGCGGCAGAGCCAGGAGCUCAGCACCAUGAGCACUGAGAAGAAGCAACUGGAAGCCGAAGUGGAGACUCUGCACUGCCAUGAAAAACAGCUGAGGGACAAGGUCAGCAAGCUGGAGGCAGCCCUCGACAAGAUGGCUGAGAGGUUUACUGAGUGCCAGGACUUCAUGCAGCAGCAGGAGCAGGAAUACAUGCGCCUCAAACUGCAGCACGCCCUUGACGUGAAGGAACUACAAGGAGAGAAGUUGCGAGCCAAUGGGAACCUGCGGCAGACAACGUUGUGUAACCCACCCCUUCCCACCCAGCUGCUCCGCUCGCAGAUCUUUUCUGGGCAGUGCCAGCAGAAUAACCCCACCAGGGAGCUGAGGUCCCUCGUCAAGGAGCUGCGCAGCGUAAUCGAUGAGGAUGACAGAUCAAGCCCCAUCAUCAGCAAGCCUCCAAAAGACAGACCCUACAGAUCAGAUCUGGAACCACUAACCCUACACACCGCUGAUCUGGAUGAGGGGAUCAUGAACAACACCUUCUUCAGCGACGGCUGUGAGGUAUCCUUUACUGUCGCACCGCGAUACACAUCCUCGCCACGAGGCUUGGCAUCGGGCCGAAGGUCCCCUGUACACUCCCUGCUCACGUCGAGCCCCCACCCCGCAGCCCCACUGCAAGCCCAUCUUGAGAAGGGUCCUUUCACAGACCUCCACACAAGAAAGGUGUGCAAGAGGCUGCAGGGCAAACUGGACAACUUGGAGAGCAUAGUGGAGGACCUCCAGAGCAAGGCCCAAGACAGUGGAGCAGUACCUGGACCAGAUUUCCAUUAG